CCGCCGGGCCGCGCACGGGGACGAGGACUUCGCCUGCGGACUCACGCAGCGCGGGUUGCGGCUCCCGGCUCAGACCGAGGCUCACUCGGCCGGGGAGAGGGUGGCAGGAGCAGUGGGCCGAGGGGUAGGGGUUGGGGGUGCAGGGAGGGCCUCGGGUCUUGGGCUGGGGGUGCAGGGCUGGGAGGAGGGCGGGGCCGCCAGGCGGCUCCGGGGAGCCCAGGGACAUGGCACUGCCCGACGAUGAGGAGGGGACAACGGUGGCGAACGGGCACCCGCCCGCGAACGGAUACCUCCCGGUCCCGGGGGACGCGCCUGCUGGAAAGGUGAGCGCGGAGACGCAGAACGGGCCCAAAGCCGGCUGCCUGGCCCUGAAUGGGGUCUCUCGGGACAGCCCCAAGGCCGCCUCGGGAGCCCUGGACGGGCCGAAGACUCCGCUGGCCCCGGAGGAGGAGACCCAGGCCCGGCUGCUGCCCAAGGACCCCAGCGAGGAGACGCCGGCGGUCGAGGGCACCCUGGUGCCCCGGAGGGCGCUCUCCGCGCGGCGCUUUUUGGUGCUACUGAUCUUCAGCCUGUACUCGCUGGUGAACGCGUUUCAGUGGAUCCAGUACAGCAUCAUCAGCAACGUUUUCGAGAGCUUCUACAACGUCUCCUCGCUGCACAUUGACUGGCUGUCCAUGGUGUACAUGCUGGCCUACGUGCCCCUCAUCUUCCCGGCCACCUGGCUGCUGGAUACCAGAGGCCUGCGGCUCACCGCCCUGCUGGGCUCCGGCCUCAACUGCCUGGGCGCCUGGAUCAAGUGCGGCAGCGUGCAGCAGCAUCUCUUCUGGGUCACCAUGUUGGGCCAGUGCCUGUGCUCUGUGGCCCAGGUGUUCAUCCUCGGCUUGCCCUCCCACAUCGCUUCAGUGUGGUUUGGGCCCAAGGAGGUGUCCACAGCUUGCGCCACCGCCGUGCUAGGUAAUCAGCUUGGAACUGCAGUUGGCUUUUUGCUGCCACCAGUUUUAGUGCCGAACACACAGAAUAACACACAACUGCUGGCUUGUAAUAUCAGUACCAUGUUUUAUGGAACUUCAGCUGUCGCCACACUUUUAUUUAUUUUAACGGUAAUUGCCCACUCCAGCAAAGCACUGCUGCCACCACUCGUCCCCGAGUCCUCUCGUCCGGGCCUGUCUCUUGAAGCAGUCAGUCAAAAUCAGCUGCAAGCAGCCAUCAUCAGUUUGGAAGAAGCAUUCAAAGAAAAACCUCAGUAUCCACCAAGCCAGGCUCAAGCAGUUCUCCAAGACAGUCCCCCUGGAGAGUAUUCCUACGUGAAAUCAAUAAGGAACCUAUUUAAAAAUAUUCCUUUUGUCCUUCUAUUGAUCACUUAUGGUAUCAUGACUGGAGCAUUUUAUUCUGUCUCAACAUUAUUAAAUCAAAUUAUACUGACAUACUAUGAGGGAGAAGAAGUGAAUGCUGGAAGGAUUGGGCUAACACUAGUAUUAGCUGGAAUGGUGGGCUCUAUUCUUUGUGGUUUAUGGCUGGAUUAUACCAAAACAUACAAACAUACUACUUUGACAGUUUACAUUUUGUCUUUUGUUGGAAUGGUUAUAUUUACUUUCACACUAAACCUUGGACACAUUAUCAUCGUGUUUGUCACUGGAGGGUUGCUUGGUUUCUUCAUGACUGGUUACCUCCCCUUGGGUUUUGAAUUUGCUGUUGAAAUCACUUACCCUGAGUCUGAAGGUACUUCAUCUGGUCUUCUUAAUGCUGCUGCACAGAUAUUUGGAAUUUUAUUCACGUUGGCGCAAGGAAAGCUCACAUCAGACUAUGGUCCUAGGACAGGGAACGUUUUCCUCUGUGUUUGGAUGUUUGUAGGCAUCAUUUUAACAGCAUUAAUCAAGUCCGAUCUGAAAAGACACAAUAUAAAUAAAGGAAUUACAAAUGGCGAUAUUAAAGCUGUACCAGUUGAUAGCCCCACAGAUGAAGAAUCAAAAACUAUUCUGAUGUCCAAGCAAUCAGAAUCAGCAAUUUGAGGUGAAAGGAAAAGUUAAUAUCAUGUGAUAACUGAGUAAUAAAGCUUAGUUUAUAGAAUUGUGGGUAAUGGACACUUACUUGAAAAUUAUUGUAUGACUUCUGUAUGCAGGUACUGUUCUUACUUGUUAAUUUAAGCAAUAUUUUGCUUAAAAUACUUUUGUUUACAUCAUUUUAACACUACCAUUUAUCUAAUGAGUGUCCCAUCUUAUAUUAUUGACCUAAAAGUAAGCUUCUUGACAUUUGGUUUUCAAAAGUAAAUGUUCUUUUUGUAGAAAAUGGAAGCUUAGAAGGCUUUCUAAAAUGAUAAUAUGGAGGUCCAAUCCCUUCAAGUCACAUAGGAGUACAUGCAAUUUGUUUAUAUAAAACUAUCCAGUGGAACCAAGUGUACAAUGUAUUCCUAAUUAUCUCCCUUUCCAUUGUUCAGACCAGCUGUCCAAGCCCCCUCAGUGUGAAUACAGUCUAUGAAUAUGACACUUCUAACCCACCAAAUGACACUAUUGGGAUGAGACUUCCAGAUGACCUCUUAAGAUUUUUCCCAUUUCUUACAUUCUUGUUAGAAAAUGCUUUGUAACAGGUACUGUCCGUGGCCAUAAAAACUUUUCAGUGUGCAGACGGAACCCAUAACUUUGGUCUUAGGCAUAUGUUCUCAUUAAGCGAAGUAGCCCAGACACAGACUCAUUACUGUGAGUUCUUCUUUGUGCUGCCUUCCCAUUCAUCGUAAGAAUGCUAACACUAUAUUCUUCACUCCAACUUGAUAUAGAGUAGUUUUGUAUCCACUACCUUUUUUUACUCUUUUUUUUCUUCAGUAUAUAACUUUCUAGUAAGAAAAUGUCAUCCUAUGUGUUACUGGCUUUUUCAUGAUUUUUUGUAUCACACCUUAUACUUUUGCCUUGAAGAUUCCUGAGAUAAGGAAAUCUGUAAUAACUUCAGGUAGCCUAGGUAUUCCCAUUUAGUGGAGACCUCUUGAGAUGCUGUCUGUUCUAAUUCAGCAAAUCAUUCUUUAUGGAGUCUGUAUCAUUCUUUGAGGAGUCCCUUGCCCAGGUCUGCGCCCCCUCAGCGUGUUGGGGGAGUGGGCUCUUUGCUUCACCACAGAAUGUGCAUAGGCUCCGAACUGCCAGGACAGUCUGCUCUUUUACACGCUCAGGGUAAGGAGAAUAGGACCAAAUGCAUUUCCACAGUGCCUACCACUGCGUUUUGUUUACAGUGAGAAUCUCAGUGUUGUUCAUGUCCUGGCUCUCUAAGCGGAUAGGGAAUAUCUUUAGAGUAAUGGCAUUUAGACAGCCGUAAUAUUUAUAUUAUGUCCACAUAAACACAAAAAGCCAAUCAGGUAUUCCCUUGAAUAUCCUUGAAGUGAAUUAGCAAUUCUGAUUUGGGUGUACUAUAUGCAUCGCUUUAUACUGAAAUUACAACAUUGUCUGUAACCAAACGACAGUAAAUUAUGUGGAUUCUUACCCUGGAGAACGUGUUACCAGAAGAACUUAGCUGGGAAUCAGGAACUUCAGGUCUAUGUCCUGGUUCUGUUUCUAGCUUCCCUGUAAAUCAGGCAGCACUUUCCUCAUCCGUAUAAUGAAUGUGUAAAAUUUGAUCUCAGAGAUCUUUUUUGAAUUUUAAAUGCACUCAUCGGGGGAUAGACCAAAUCAUUGUACCACAGGAACUUAAAUCUAGCUGGAGAAAAAUUACCUGGACGGUUGAAUAAACAACUGUGGUUGUUACCUUGUAGAUACAGGGAACUUAAAAUCUGUUUUUAGAACACCCCUGGUGGUGCAGUGUUUAAGAAUCUGCCUGCCAAGGCAGGGGACACGGGUUCAAGCCCUGGUCCGGGAAGAUCCCACAUCCUGCAGAGCA
Messenger RNA from Balaenoptera musculus (blue whale), 3855 nucleotides. It is a transcript of the gene FLVCR1, whose product is annotated as FLVCR heme transporter 1. Gene Ontology annotation, cellular component: mitochondrion; membrane. Gene Ontology annotation, molecular function: heme transmembrane transporter activity; heme binding. Gene Ontology annotation, biological process: erythrocyte differentiation; mitochondrial transport; transmembrane transport. NCBI's taxonomy places the organism in Eukaryota, Metazoa, Chordata, Mammalia, Artiodactyla, Balaenopteridae. The record is from RefSeq and is a predicted model, not a curated record. The coding region runs from base 225 to 2009 and encodes 594 amino acids. The transcript is spliced from 11 exons.